Angiostrongylus costaricensis is the source of this 774-nucleotide messenger RNA. Lineage: Eukaryota; Metazoa; Nematoda; Chromadorea; Rhabditida; Metastrongylidae. The record is from the annotation of a GenBank genome assembly.
AGUGGGGACAGUUCAAGUGUUGAGGAGAUCAUCGAUUGGAAGAAUUCUGUGUGUCCGGCCUUCUGCCAUGCUCUACAAGGAUGUGUCCUACACGUGCUUCUCGACCAAGAAUAUCCAAUUAUUGACUAUUCGUCGGAUAUCUUGACUCCAAUGCAGAUGUGGUACAUUCAGUGCUGUCUACCAAAUGUUUUCUUUCCAACAGCAAAGGUAGUAGCACUGGUUCUUGCAUCACAAUGGACUCCGCUGUACUCCAGUGCCAUACAUGGGAUUAGUGUGAAUCGCUUUGAAAACAACGUUUUCGACUACAAGGGUCCUACGGUGUCCGUAUUUCAGCUUAACGAUAGCAGAGUUUUCGUGUUGGCCACAGAAGACACGUGGCGGCAUAGUGCUAGUCGAUACGGAGGACCCAAGACAAAACUCUUUGAGGUAUCACCUGAACUAAAGGUUUGGUCUCCUCCUUCACCAAUUUAUUGCAACUUCAAAAUACGAUCAGCUGCGUUUGGUAUGUCGUUUUCAAAUGUUAUGAAAAUCGAUAAGGAAAUGGGAAAUGUCAGUGCUAUUGAGGUUUGGGGUUGUGCAUCCUCCAAUGCUCUUGAGGAUCAAAAGCGCCUAAGAGUCUGGCAGAACCAGCAAAAAGAGAGAAAUUUGAAAGUACCAUUGCCGGGAAAUUGGGAUGACAAUCCAGAUAAAACGAUCUUGGAGAUGGCAGGAUUUCAGUUUUCUGAUGAGAGGAAGAGGAUGGAAAUGGAAAGGACUGCUAGGGAAUCGAAUUAA